AUGAGGGCGCAAUUGGCCCGCCAUGCUCGACGGGUCCUCAUCCAGCAAGUCCGAUCCCCGUCUUGCGCCGUCUAUUCUACACCCCUUCGCCGAACACGAUUACCAAGAACAAUAAACAAUGGCUACUCACGGCGAUACUUCCUCGAAGCCUUGUUCUCCAAAGCACCUCGCGAGAUCCGCCAACCCGAAUUCGAACCAGGAUGGCAGCAGAUUAUGAUUUGGAGGAGUCGCAUGCUCGACAACUUACGUCCUCCGCCUACACCAGAGCUUGUUCAGGCCUGGAGGUCUUUCUUUGAAGGAAAACUCUCUAGCCGAAGGCCAUUGAAUGGCACUCAGGCAAUGCAAUGUAGUCGACUGCUCCCCUACCUCGUGGUACAACGUCAAUUUCCCUUUACAGCAAAGAUUGAGAUCGCCGAUGUUAUCAAUGCCCUCAACGUCCUUUGCAGACUUCGACCUCGCGAACGAACUACAGAACAUCUUAAACUAGCCAACGCUCUCUGGACUGCCGUUGAAGAUCCACGUAUGCACGAAAAGCCCGGCUGGACGACUCGCGGUGGAUUAUGGUGCACCUUUAUCGAAGUGCUGUGUCUCUAUGGUGGAUCGAAGGAGGCUCUCCAAAUGAUUUAUGAUAAAAAGGACGAGGUAAUGCAGUACUGCGACAAGAAAACGAAAAACCCCAUAUUAUGGAUGUGCCAGGGAUUGGCUCGCGAAGGUCAUGAAGAGGAUCUUGUCAACUUUGUCAAUUGGGCGCAGGAAAAUGGCUAUCCAUUCGAAAAACACAUUCAGCGCGUAAUGGUCGAUUUCUUUGCUGAGAGGGAUCGGGUCGAGGAGACAAAGUACUGGUUCGAGAAGCCCAUUCCUGGAACCCGCUCCAACCUAGUUAUACCACUCAUUGCUCACUUCGCUUCCCGCAACAACCUCCAGGAAUGGGCUGUUCCGUAUUUCCUUGAAAUCGGUGAAAAGCUCAACGGGAAGCCAGAAAAGCAUUACUGGGACAGCUUACUGCAGGCAAUCCUCAUUAUAGGAAAAGGGUUGCCCGAAGUGGAAAGUAUGAUGUCCAGAAUGGAAAGCUCACACGAGUCUUUCAAGUCGAAUACGGCCACCAUCAACAGCCUCCUCCGAGCUGGACUUGAGUUGAAAGACAUGUUGUUAGUCGAAGAGAUUCUUUCUCUCGCCGCCGACAAGGGUAUUCCAAUUGAUGGCGAGUCUCACCUUAUUCUCAUGGAGAUGCGACUCGAAGCGGGCUACAUACCUGGAGUUCAUGCGGCGUACAAAAAGGUUACACAUCAUGAGCCCUGGCACGUUAAGCCUGAUUUAUGGUGGGACUUUGGCCGACUCGUCAACACUUUCAUGAUGACUCUCACUACCCAGACGACGCCAAAUUUCAAACUCAUUGGUGAAAUAGUCGAAAUGUGCGAGGAGAACCAAGUGCUCCUCGAGCCUAGCACGGUGGCUUCUCUAUGCAUUCGGCUCUUGGAGAAUGAGAAGUACUACGAAGUGAUGGACAUUUUAUCUGUCCACGCUUUUCAGUUCAGUGCUGCUGAGCGAGAAACUAUCCAGGAAGCAUUUAGCAAGUUCUCUGCGGAUCUCAAGACAAGCACGUCAAGGGCAUGGAAUUGCUAUCAAAUCUUGCGGCAGUUCUUUCAAGAUCUCAGCUUUGAUCACCGUGUGCAGCUCAUGGAGGCAUUCUUCGACCGCAAGCGCCCAGACAUGGCAUCCCAUGUUUUUGGUCACAUGCGACAACAUCGAAAUAACGACUAUCAUCCCAAGCGGGAGACAUACAUCACAUUCUUCGAGAGAUUCUCAAGGUGUCCUGAUGAUGAGUCCUUGGAGAUUGUCCACAACAUGCUGAAGAUGGAUACGACAGUGGUUCCCAACACCAAGCUUUACACUUCCCUCAUGUUAUCCUACGCAUCUUGCGGCAAGUCCACUCAGGCAAUGGACUUUUGGCAAGCAAUCACAUCCUCUGCUGAGGGGCCGUCUUAUGCAAGUCUGGAAGCGGUCUUUUGGGCCCUUGAGCGCACACCAAGAGGUUCAAUCCACUCCCAUCUCAUCUGGAAGCGAAUUGAAAGCAUGGAGGUAGACGUUCCUCAGUCGGUAUACAAUGCCUAUGUCGGCGCCGUUGCUGGUAGUGGAGAGUUGGAAAAGGUUCAGGAUAUGCUCAUAAGGAUGAGCGUGGUGACGGGACAUGAACCAGAUGCAAUGACAUUGGGCAUUGCGUUUAAUGCUCUUCCAGGACAACAGCUACAAGCAGAUUUCAAGGCGUGGGCCCAGGGGCGAUAUUCUGAGGCAUGGGCCGCUCUCGAGUCAAAAGGCAAGCGACUUAACCAGGAUUCGCUAUGCCAAUACAAGCUCAAUAGAAUACUUAGAGCUUGA
Messenger RNA from Fusarium pseudograminearum CS3096, 2376 nucleotides. RefSeq lists its product as uncharacterized. Gene Ontology annotation, molecular function: protein binding. NCBI's taxonomy places the organism in Eukaryota, Fungi, Ascomycota, Sordariomycetes, Hypocreales, Nectriaceae. Bases 1 to 2376 code for a protein of 791 amino acids. The record is from RefSeq and is a predicted model, not a curated record. The transcript is spliced from 2 exons.